Messenger RNA from Raphanus sativus (radish), 930 nucleotides. RefSeq lists its product as uncharacterized. The transcript has 2 exons. The record is from RefSeq and is a predicted model, not a curated record. Lineage: Eukaryota; Viridiplantae; Streptophyta; Magnoliopsida; Brassicales; Brassicaceae. Bases 1 to 930 code for a protein of 309 amino acids.
AUGAGAAUAUCUCAGAGUUGGAUUUGGCAAUCUUUGUGCAAGCUCAGACAGCUAGCUAGGCCAUUCGUCGUUUGCGAUAUUGGUUCUGGAAUCACGGCAAGCUUUUGGCAUGAAAACUGGACUUCUUUGGGAUCUCUGCUUCUUCUUACAGGAGAACAAGGACCGAGGACUUCGGGUCUACCGAUUGAUGCAGUAGUGAAGGAAGCUAUUGUGAACAACAACUGGUGGAUUCACUCUUUUAGAUCAAGAAACCCGGUUAUUAGCUUACUCAAGAAUUGCUUACCUGAUCCCCAAGCAAUAGUUACUUCAGAAGUGGAUGACUGUUUCCUUUGGCGAAUAGGUGAUGCGCCUCCGACAGCGAGCUUCUCUUCCUCCCUCACUUGGAAUCACCUAUAUGAUAGGCUUCCUGAAGUCACUUGGCAUAGAUCCAUUUGGUUUAAAGGUAGGAUCCCAAAACACGCCUUCCUCUCUUGGUUGAUUGUGCUGAAUAGGUUAUCUACUAAAGACAGAAUGCGGAGUUGGGGGAUAUCGGUCACUCCUACUUGCGUCCUUUGUGGUUUGGCGGAUGAGACUCGUCAACACCUUUUCUCUGAGUGUGAUUACAGUAGAGAGAUCUGUGAUUAUUUCUUCUCCUCGGCUCAUCUCUCCCCUCCUCCUGUGUUUAUGGAUACUAUCCAUUGGAUCAGAGCUCCGACUCGAGACAGUAACAUCAAUUUGAUCCUCAAGCUGGCUUAUCAAGCCUCCCUCUAUGUGAUCUGGAAAGAAAGGAACUCUCGUUUACAUACUCAUUCGUCCAGACCUGCAGCUUCUCUUAUUCAGGAAAUUCAGUGUCUCCUUCGAGCCAAGAUGGACAUCCUGACUAGAGAGCAACGGAACCUUCCGUCGACUGUUACGUUCUUAUCCUCCUGGCGUCGCCUCUUCGAUAGGUAA